AUGUCUGACAAUGAAAACCAGAAAAACAGUACAUCACCGGAAUUCACACCUAUAGGGUCGAAGUCCGGUGGUGUUGCCGAAAACACGAUGCAUACAUUCUCAAACAUGACUCCAAUUUUAAAGUUUACAGAUCGAAAUACGCAAACAGACACCAACGCAAAUGCAAACUUCGGUAGAAACUUUGAUCUGAAAGGUAGAUAUUCUAGUGCUGAAUCGUCUAGGAAACCAAAUUCGACUAGUUUUACCUUACGUCGGUCGCAAGCCAGAUUGAGUAGAAAUGAUGAUUAUGAUGAUAUACUUCAGUCUUCAUCAGUAGCAUCCUCCAUCUGGGAGGAUGAACUAAACGAACGGGAAAGGGCAGAUAACCCUAACAAUGAUCCUUUUAGUAGAAGGUCGGCCGAUAGUGCUAACAUGGAGGUCCCUAUAUUAAAUGGGAAGGAAAAGAUAAGAGAUGAUAUGAUUGGGGAUGACUCGAAUAUGUUAAAACGGCAGUUUGAUUUACUGACCAAAUUGCAAUCUGAAAAUACAAACUUGAAGGUUGAAAUUGUUUCACUAAGACAACAUCUUUCUGGCCUACCAAGUGAUUCGGCUACUUUGAUCGAUGAAAAUAUAUCAUUGAAUAAGAGGAUAGUUCAACUUGAAAACCUGUUGAGAGAUAAUGGCAACGAAGCUAGGGAUGACUUAAAAUCCAAAGUGAGAGAGUACAGUGAGAGGCUGGAUUCUCUACAUCGUGAUUAUGACAAUGUUCUUAAAGAAAAGGAACAACUGAUUCAUGAUAGCUUUAAUAAGGAAACAGAAUUGAAAAAGCUACAAAAAUCCUAUGAUGAAUUACAGGAUGAUUAUGAGAAGGUUGUACACCUACAAGGUACCGUUGAAAAAUUAGAUGCCGAAAAUCAAGAACUACAGGAUAGACUUGAUGAUCAAAUGGAGAAAUAUAGUAAACUUCAAAACGAACACGAUCAGAUAAGCCACAGCCACGAGUUGAGUAAACUAAAUUCUGAAAUAGAUCGUCUAGAGGAUGCCAACCUUGAACUCCAAAGAGAGUUAGAUAAAGUAUCACAGGAGAAAGAAAAUUUGGAAACUCGAUACGAAAAUUUGAAAGGAGAAAUUGAGCAACAUGACUUAGACAAUGAAAAAGUGACCCAUUCACCAUCACCAAACAAUUCGUUUGUUAUUACAGAUAUGCAAGCCGAAAUCGAUGCGUUGAAGGAUAGAUUAAGUGCGGCAGAGACUGAAAAGAGAACCCUGCAACAAAAAUAUGAUAGGGAUAUACGCUUGAGUUACCAUUCUUCUCGAGAGAAGGUUGAAGAUAUGACCAAACGUUUAGAAGAAUCUCUGAAGACCAUCGAUGGUCUAGAUGAGCAGUUAUCAGAUAAAGAAAACGAGAAUUUAACGUUACAUCAGGAAAUCAAACAACUUAAUUUGCAAAUUGAGUCAUUGCAACGGAAAAACAAACUAUUAAAUGACCAAUUAAACCACUUGAAAGAUAAUAAUUCAGAUUCGACUAAACUAUUAACCAAAGAAGUUGGUGAUUUGUAUGAUAAGAUUGAAGACUAUGAAACAGUGGUUCAAAAGCUGAAAAGUCGUAUUAAGGAUUUGGAGGACUCUUCUUUAGAGAAUCGAGCUGAGUACUUGCGAGACUUAGAAGACGAUAAAAACCAGUUAUAUGAAAGUUUAGUGGAAACUGAGAAAAUAAUAAAGGAGAAAGACUCUGAGAUAGCGAGCCUGAAGCUUCAACUAUCAUCUACCGAAAAUAAAGAAAGAGAAGAGUAUGUGAAAGUUGAUGAUUUGAUUAAAGUUAAAGAACACGUUGAACGUGAACGAUUAGAACAUGAAAACGAAAUUAAUACCUUAGUUGAAGAAAGUCGGAAGAAAAUAGAAAGUCUGAUUGAUGAGAUAGAAAAACUAGAAGAUUCUAAAGAUAAGCUGAUUGAGACUUACGAAGAUCUACGUAACGAAUACGAAAAUUUACAAACAAAGUAUGAAGAACUAGUGAAUAGCGCCGAAGUGGAAGAGUUAAGUAAUGACCUGGCUAAGAUCACCAUUGAGUAUAAGAGGUCACAAGACGAAAAUGAUCAAUUAAUAAAAGAGUAUUCAUCUGAGGUUGAGAUUUUAAAUGAACAAUUAAAAUUAAAAGAUUACGAUAUCAGCCGGUUAAGGGAUGAGUUGCAGAAUAAACAUCCACUAAACACUGAAAGUAUCAAUACCAAGCUAAACUCUUUAGAGGAAACAAUAAGGAACAUCACCGAUAAAAAGGAGGAAAUUGAAAAAUUAAAAAUUGCCUUGGAAGAUGAAAACUUACUAUUGAAAAAUGAAAAUAAUCGAUUAAAAACCAAAGAGAACAAGGUGGCUGAGAACUUGAAAGAGUUUGAGGAAGAUAAUAACCGACUUUUAGCUGAAAUGAAGUCUAAAAAAGUUGAAAUUGAGCAACUAAACAGAGAGAUACUACAGUUAUCUAGCAGAAACAGGCAGCUGGAGAGAUUGAAUGGUCGCUUAACAAAUGAACAAGAUGAAAUUCUAAUUGAAACCAGCAAGGCGUCUAACACUGUGAGUCAACGAGAUACUGACAAUUCCAUGAAGCUUCGAGAGUAUGAGUUAAAGCUGCAAGAAAAGACAAACCAGUAUAAUAACAUAGUUGAAGAAUAUAAUUAUAUGAAGAACGAUUUGAUUGAGCGUUUGAAGGAUAUGAAAAAAGAGAUUAAAAGCCAGGGCCAGAAUUCACAAGAGGAGAUUAGACAAUGGAAGGAUAGAUAUGAAAAGACAAACGAGAAAUUGAAAGUUUCUGAGAGACACCUUGACAUUUUGAAAAAAGAGUUGAAAGCUGUCAAUGAAGAGUUAGAAAACGAGCGAGAGCGUGAUCUUGGUAGAAUGGAUGAACCAUGGUAUCCGCCUACACCAGAAUCGCCGAGUCGAGAAAUUGAUGAAACGAUGCUCAACAAAUUAAAGAUAUUAAAGUUGCAGAAGGAUAUGUUAAUGAUCAAAUUAAACGAGAGAAAUGAGAAAGUGUCCGAUUUGAAGUAUAUGCUAGGGUAUUUAAGAUUGGAGGUUGAAAAGAAGAAUGAAAUGAUAAAGCGGAAUAAAGGACUACUUCAAACUGUUGGAGUUAAAGAAGAUGAUGCGACAAUCAGAGACCCAGUAAGAAAGUUACGUGUUUAUUUCCUGACAGUAUUAUCAGGAAUUAGAUUUAAGAACAGGUUGAAUGAAAUAAAAAAGAGAAACCAACAAGUUCUCCGGUUGAAAAGUGACAUUAAACUGAGUAAAAGGAAUGUAUAA
Molecule: messenger RNA, 3273 nt
Organism: Pichia kudriavzevii
Lineage: Eukaryota; Fungi; Ascomycota; Pichiomycetes; Pichiales; Pichiaceae
Exons: 1
Coding region: 1-3273 (1090 amino acids)
Source: RefSeq, a predicted model, not a curated record